Molecule: messenger RNA, 591 nt
Organism: Schizophyllum commune H4-8
Lineage: Eukaryota; Fungi; Basidiomycota; Agaricomycetes; Agaricales; Schizophyllaceae
Exons: 1
Source: RefSeq, a predicted model, not a curated record
CGGGAGCUCCUGCCCUUCGCCGUCCACAGUGCACCGCUUCCCUUCGUUGAGCCUCCAACAAACGGCUGCCCUUCGCUCACUUCUCCGCAGCGCUUUCGCACACCCCGUCGCGCCCCGGUUCCCUGCGUCCCACCAGAGCUCGCCCCUCCCAUUCUCCCAUCCCAUCUCGCCCACACCGCAGCCCCUUCGCCUGCACCACACACUUCCCCCCCUCGCCCCCGGCGCAUCCUCCAGGCCGACGACCGCCCCCCUCGCCGCGUCCUCGACGUCGGCCUCGCCGUUGUCCUCCAGAUCGACUCUCGACGUCCUCGACGCGCCGUCAAAGGCACCCCCUCGCCGUCCUCGAGAUCGACACUCGACGUCGCCCCCGGCGUCGCCUCCGGAUUGACCCCCUGCGUGUCCUCGAGGUCGGCCCCCUCGGCGCUCGAGGUCGACCCCCUCAGCGUCCUCGAGCUCGACGUCGGCCCCCGGCGUCCUCGGCGUGUCUUCGAGCUCGGCCUCGCGGUGUUGUCGAGACAGACCCUCGCUAAGUCCUCGAGCUCGACUAUCGCCAAGCUCUCGAAAUCGACCCCCGACGCGCCGUCGAGAUAG